This is a messenger RNA of Bactrocera latifrons, 2709 nucleotides long. It is a transcript of the gene Slc45-1, whose product is annotated as proton-associated sugar transporter A. Gene Ontology annotation, cellular component: membrane. The transcript is spliced from 8 exons. Gene Ontology annotation, biological process: transmembrane transport. Gene Ontology annotation, molecular function: sucrose:proton symporter activity. Bases 790 to 2625 code for a protein of 611 amino acids. NCBI's taxonomy places the organism in Eukaryota, Metazoa, Arthropoda, Insecta, Diptera, Tephritidae. The record is from RefSeq and is a predicted model, not a curated record.
CGUACAGAGUUUUUGCAGCCGUUCAGUAGUCAACGCAACAUAAAAGAUCGAAACAAUAACGGAGUGGAUCACUAAACCAAACAAGAAGAUCACCAAACGCUAGUCAGCUGGUCCAGACAAACCAACUUAACAAACAAACAUACAUACAUAAAUAUGUGCCUAGAUUAAUUUUGCGUAGUGCCUUCGGAGUAUUUAAUACAUCCGUAGAAGCUAAUAUACUUAUAAAUAUAUACAAAUAAGUAUCUACAUACUAAUUUGUGUUCUAUCAGAGUAAAAACUCAUUUGACGUCGAGACGCCGUAAAAGUGUCUAUUUUUGUUAAAAAUAAAUUUCUGCAAGUAAAAAAUCGCUAAGGUCGCAGAAAUUUUUACCGAAUUGAGUUAAAAUAUUUUCGCUGAGCGGAAAACAUUCGCGGAAAAUUUAUUAUUUGAUUUCAAGAGUUACAUUCAUGCUUUGCCUACGUCAGCAGACAAAUUAUGCAAAUUUACGAAAGGUCAGCCACGAAAAAUAGUAAAAAAGAUUUCGAACAACACUUGACAAAAUUAUUAACACUUAAAACACAAAAGACUUCAUUGAUCAUUAAUGAAAGAAGUUUCGUGAGUGUUGGUAAAUUGAUCAAGUUAAUUGUUGGUUGAAAAACUUAGAGUCUCAGUGUAGCUGAACGGGGCAAGUACAGUGAUAUUGGCGUAGAUAUUCGACAUAAUCCUAUUUUCUAUUGUAUUUGCUCCAAUAUCUUAAUAAGGUCGGAUUUUAAUCUCAACCCAAAGAUAGGUCAAAUAAACUCCAAAAAAUGGUUGGUGUUGCUGCCGGCUCCAACGAGCACAGUAUGUCGUCGACGAAGAAUCCUAUGAUUAAGUAUAUGCUGAAAACACGCGAGAAUCAUGCACGUAGUCAGAAAUACGACUACUCCCAUGUCUUUCGUCGUAAGACACGUUUCGAAAUGUUCCGACUGUCCGUCAUUGCGAUGGCCAUUGAGUUCGCCUAUGCUGCAGAAACGUCUUUCGUUUCGCCGAUAUUGUUACAAAUAGGCAUUGACCACAAACUCAUGACUAUGGCUUGGGGUGUUUCGCCGAUAAUCGGUUUCUUUAUCUCACCGCUAUUAGGUUCGCUAAGUGAUCGUUGUACACUUAAUUGGGGAAGACGUCGACCGAUUAUUACUUUCCUGUCGGUGGGUAUAUUACUUGGUUUGAUAUUGGUACCAUGGGGAAAAGAUCUUGGGAUAUUAUUGGGUGAUAUCGGCUAUAAUGUAACAACAACCAGCAAUUUGAGUGCUAUGAAUGAGGGAUUAGCGGCUGCCUUGAUAUCAAAUGAAGUGGACAGUGCAGAGGGUCCAUUACCGUCCAAUUUCAAAUUUGCCGCUAUAUUGACGAUUUUGGGUAUGGUGAUGUUGGAUUUGGACGCUGACACGUGUCAAACACCGGCUCGUACGUACAUGCUGGACGUGUGUAUACCCGAGGAUCAAGCACGUGGGCUCACCACCUUUUCACUGCUGGCAGGAUUCGGUGGCACAAUUGGCUACGCUAUUGGAGGUAUCAACUGGGAAAAAACAAAAUUUGGUGCAGCACUUGGCGGUAAUAUUCCUACAGUUUUCGGAAUGGUUACCGUUAUAUUCAUCAUUUGCUACUUUGUCACCAUUACGACGUUCCGCGAAAUUCCGCUAAACCUGAUUGAGCGUGACGAAAUGUUGAAACCUCUUUCAGCGUCAGCUAUCAAGAAGGAAAUCAGUAAAAAGAACAAUGCCAUCUACUACAUCAAAGAGACUGAUGUGCUGGAGUUACAAAAUGCUACAGCCCAAAAGAAUUACAACACAAUGACUCCAAUGGGGAGCUAUCAGAACGGUAUUUCACCAUCUAAGGAAAUUACAGAUAAAUCAAAAGAGCCAUCUCAAUCAAAUAACAAUAACUCUAUGGCUAUUGAAUUAGAUGAAUGUGUGGAUACGCCCAUAACUUUGGCGAAGUACCUGAAGAGUAUUUUUAUCAUGCCGACUUCAAUGCGCAUACUCGCUUUAACGAAUCUGCUUUGCUGGAUGGGUCAUGUGACAUAUUGUUUGUAUUUCACGGACUUUGUGGGUGAAGCUGUAUUCAAGGGUGAUCCAACUGCUUUGCCCGGCACAGAUGCAGCUCAGUUAUAUGAAGCUGGCGUUCGUUUUGGCUGCUGGGGCAUGUCUGUGUAUGCUCUAUCCUGCUCCAUUUAUUCAAUAGCAGUAACAAAGUUAAGGAAACUGUUAGGCACCAAGGUUGUCUAUAUUACUGGUAUUGUGUAUUAUGGCGUCGGUAUGUUGAUAUUGGCCAUUUGGCCAACCAAGUGGGGUGUAAUCGUAUUCAGUACUUCGGCCGGCAUACUAUACGGCACUAUUUUCACAAUACCAUACAUUUUGGUGGCCAAUUAUCAUGCCAAAGAUUGUUUCCGCAUGCAUAAUGGUGAGACGGUUCCGCUAAAACAGGCGCGUGGUUUGGGCACCGACGUGGCCAUCAUAAGUAGUAUGGUAUUUAUAGCGCAACUGGUAAUCUCUCUGUCCAUAGGUCCAUUGAUUUCCUGGAUGCAGACAACGUGUGCCAUAUUAUAUGCGUCUACAUUUUUAGCAUUUUUCGCAGCAAUAUCAGCCAUGUUUGUCUUAUACGUUUAAGGUUCAAUAUCAUUAUUUCACAGAUUAAAUAACAAAAAUAACUCAUAUCCCAUGAAAUUAUUAACUUAAAAAUAUUUUCUUGUA